AUGUCUGCUACCCACAAGCGAAAGCUGUCUUCCUCCUCCAAUGAUCCAAUGAAGGGGAAGGAGCGCACCCCGUCAUCGUCCUUGUCCGUUCUUUCCGACAACUUUGAUGAAGAUGAAGAGCCCGAAACCGUUCUGCAGAUGCACUUGGACGACGACGACGAAGAUGAUGAGGUGCCUCUGAACAAAAGCAACAUUGCCGACAUGUGUCCAGUCGACGAACAGCCGGCUGCGGCGACGCCGACGGUCGCGACCCUAAUGGACCGCCACUGCGAAGACUACAUCAAGGACCGUCUCGAGAGGUGCCAAGAUGCCAUCAUCAAUCUGGCUGUCCUCUCCUCCGCUAUGAUCUUCAAAUUUCUUGUGGCCGAUGGUAAUGGCAUUUUUGCCCUCGAUGACAACAACUUCCUCCGCAAGACGAGCCGCUUUGGUUCUUCGCUCCGGGACAUGUUUUUGGACAAGUACAUCGACUUGGGGAAAAACCAAUGCAGCUCUUAG
Messenger RNA from Apiotrichum porosum, 495 nucleotides. RefSeq lists its product as uncharacterized. Lineage: Eukaryota; Fungi; Basidiomycota; Tremellomycetes; Trichosporonales; Trichosporonaceae. The transcript has 3 exons. The record is from RefSeq and is a predicted model, not a curated record. The coding region runs from base 1 to 495 and encodes 164 amino acids.